This is a messenger RNA of Eleginops maclovinus (Patagonian blennie), 2555 nucleotides long. It is a transcript of the gene spice1, whose product is annotated as spindle and centriole associated protein 1. The coding region runs from base 132 to 2468 and encodes 778 amino acids. Gene Ontology annotation, biological process: metaphase chromosome alignment; mitotic spindle assembly; regulation of centriole replication. The transcript has 17 exons. NCBI's taxonomy places the organism in Eukaryota, Metazoa, Chordata, Actinopteri, Perciformes, Eleginopidae. Gene Ontology annotation, cellular component: centriole; spindle; centrosome. The record is from RefSeq and is a predicted model, not a curated record.
UGUUGAAAAACUGUCACCAAACCAACCUGAAGAGGAUAGUUUGAUGCUGUUCAGAUUAUAGUGUUGUUUUAAAGUUAUACACAAUUUAAAGCUCCUUAAAUACGACUUACAGUGACUUCGCAACGGGAAACAUGUCGUUUAUGAGAGGUGGGCGUCCACAACAACACAGCAAAGGAAAAAGGCCUGUUCGCCCCCCCAAGAAGGCAGCACCUACAAAGAGAGACUGGGUGAGCACUGUCAAUGACCUGUCCGUGCACAAGCUGUCACCUGCAGAGCUGAGCCAUCGCCAUGAGAUCCACAAGUCCCACAACAAGGCAGCGGCUCAGUGGGAGCUGAGAGAGAAAGCCCUACAGAGGCGCCUCAGACACGUGGGGAGCCCUGCACCGCUCGACAGCGCCAGCCUCAACAUCAUCAGGGAGGUGUUCUCUGACCAGCUGCUGCUUCAGGAUGUGCUGGCUCGCUCUGACAGAGCCAUGGCUGUGGUCAAAGACUUAUUUGGAGAUGCUCCACGCAGGCAGACUGGUCAUCCCAGUGUGACGAGGGCUCCAAACUGCGGAUCUGACUCAGGACUUCCUGUACUUCAAAGACCAGAUCCUCCGACUCAGCUGUCCGUGCUCAGCCAGUCUAUGAUGGACCAACAGGCUCUUAAUGAACUAGAAGCUUCAGAGGAAGACUACAGCGAUGAAGAUACAGGUCGUACUUCCCGAUCAGAAUAUCAUGUAAUCAAAAGGGCCAAUGUACGAAAAAUAAAGGCAGAGUCUCGGGGUAGAGGGAUACAGCGACAAAAAGCCAAUCGUCCCAACUCUGAGCAGGCAGUCAGGGAUAAAGCUCCUGUAACCCCCUGCACGUCAGACAGAGCUCCAGGACAUGCAGCUCUCAAUGCCACGGUGGCUGUUCAGCGCUUUAGAUCCAGACAGAGCCAGUCAGAGGAAGCCAUGGAGGAGCCGUCAGUCCUGGUUUCUCAGGUCUUGAACCCUGAGCCUCUAAACCAGUCAGGCAGGAUCAGUAGUCGCCCCAGCAGGAACAGGAAGUGUGUUUUUCAGAGUUCACAGCUGGAAGGUUCCUCUGUGGACUCCCUCAGUGGGGACCAGUCCAGCCUUGGUCUGCUGCAGGCCAUGCUGGGUCAGGUGGAGGCGGACCUGGAUACUCUGAGUCCUGACACUGCACCACCUUCAGCACAGAGUCAGAAUCCUCACAGAACACAAGGCCUCACUGGGUUCUCCGUUGCCUUGGUCUCCACCCUGGGACGAUUGGCGCACCUCCUCAAACAGAGGGAAGAGGAAGCUGAUGGAGAUGCUCGGGAGAGAAGAAGGCUAGAGGAGGAGUUGAAGGAGCAGCGUGGGCUGAUCGAUGCUCUCACUGCGGAGACGAUGACUCUGAGAGAGGAGGCCGCUGCCCUGCAGGCCGGGCUGCAGCAGCGCACAGAAGAGCUGGAGCAGAAGUUGGACACAGUGGUGCUGGUGAUGGGGGGACUCGGUCUACUGGAAGCUCACGUUGACCCCCCGCAAGACCCUCAUGUUAUAGGUUCGUCUUUAACAGCUUGUCAAUCCGCACUCGUUGCUGAGCGAGAUCCUCCACAACCACCAGCCUCAGCUUUUCCAGCUGUCCUACUCUCCUCCCCUCAACAGAGAGACAACUGGCGACAAAUUCCUGCGACACUUCCCAAUCCAAUGCACCGGGAUCUUCCUCCUGUAGAUAUCCUACGUUCCCGAGAGGACGCUCCCUCCCACUGCUCUGCCUCCAGCCACUCCAGCCUUCCUCUCUCCAGCCUUCCUCUCGCCAGCUUACCCUCUUCUUCCUCACUAUCGCUGACCUCAGACCACCUCAGCUCACAGCUCUCACCUGAAGCCAUGCUGGCUGAGAUCGCUCAGCUGAGCAGGCAGAACGACCUGAUUAAGGCCCAGCUCAGCCAGGCUAAGGGCCCCAGGUCAGGGUCUGGAGGAUCUCCUAACAGCAGCAUAGAGCAGAGGAGGCUGAGCUCCAGCAGCACGGGGAGGGUCACACCACAGAGUGUCGGAGAGAGGGGGACGUCAGGGUCAGGCAGCAAAGGGAGGAGGAGUCAAACUGUCCAGGCAGCUGAUCGAGAGCAACUGACCAAUCAGGCAACACCACCAAGCCCCCCCCCUGUGAGCACAUUGGAGCAGCGCCUCCUGGAGCUGAACAGACAGAGUGCAGCAGCGCGGGGCCGACUGCUGGAACUCAUCGACAAACAGAAGCAGAGUGUUGCAGCCAGAGUUUCCCCCUCUCACUCCCCUGUCCCUCCCUCAGCCUUCAGCCCACAUUCAGCAGAUGGAGGGGGGAGUCCAGAGGGCUCCAUGCUGCUGCAGAGGGGAGGUGUGGAGAGACGAUCUGCUGGCUCUGAAGUGUCUUCUCACAGUCUUGGAGGAGAAUCAAAACACAGCCAAACACAGAUGGAGAAACGUAGAGAGAGGGAGGGCUGGUUUUCUCUGUCCGCUCAUGUGACAUGACAAGAAGAAGAGUAUUUAUUAAACCUGUGUUUUUAUUUUUGUGUCUGUGUUUUUAAAUGACUGAAUUAAAUAUGUUUGAAAAUCUCA